This is a messenger RNA of Fusarium oxysporum Fo47, 1730 nucleotides long. RefSeq names its product BTB/POZ domain-containing protein. Gene Ontology annotation, molecular function: protein binding. Lineage: Eukaryota; Fungi; Ascomycota; Sordariomycetes; Hypocreales; Nectriaceae. The transcript has 3 exons. Bases 356 to 1633 code for a protein of 425 amino acids. The record is from RefSeq and is a predicted model, not a curated record.
CAAGCAUUGUCUUACUCCAACCAAGCGCUUGUACCGCUGCACGUCGUCUGCGCCUUGCUUAUUCUGCGCCAAAAUACAGCCAAAUGGUUGGGUGGCUGUGGCACUCAAUUGGUAGCCAUCUACCAUCCACAUGCUUGACAUGUUGUUGGCUGUUUCUAGGCUGAGACCAGACGCCAAGAUGGUGUGUGUGUGUGGUGAAUGCCUACCUAUGUCUAUUUCUAGUACUAUUUUCUACGGUGUUUCGGGAGAUAGAACGUUUCUGAAAGCCUCAUUUUACGCUUUUCACGCGCCCUCACGCGAUCCCUUGACUAAAGAAAUACUGGUCUGAAUUGGAUCAGUACUUGAUAGCUUUGUUAUGGCGGGUGAUGCGGGAAAUGCAGAACUUGCAGGCUCAACCGUCACAGUGCACACCUUGGCCGAUGCUAUGGGCGUUCCUCAGCCCCAGGUUAUCGUGAUAGACAGAGACUACCAGGAAGAGAAAGAAGAUCUCCCUAGCACAACAGAAGACCUCUGGGUCAGUUCAGCAGAUGGCCGAUAUUGUUCUGCCCCUGUACCAAUACGAGUUGGUCCUCUGAACAACAUGCAAACUUUCUACGUUCACAGAGAUAUACUUGUCCAGGCAGAGUGGUUUCGAAAAGCCCUAUGUGGAAACUUCAGAGAAGCAAGUGAGCAAUUCAUUGAUCUGCCAGAGGAGGAUCCGGCUAUUUUUCAUUUCCUCGUUGCAUUUCUAUACGAGGGUUGCUUUGAACCUAUCAGGCCAGCAGCGAGCGUUUUAGAACCAGAAGUCGACAAGGGAAAGGGUAUUGAAGUUGACCCAGAGCCAGCAGAGGCUUCGGACUCAAGCUCGUCAAGUAGCAGUAGCAGUUCUGGGAGCUCGGGUACCUCAUGGAGACGCCGGCGUCGGGCUCGACAAACGAGACUUGGUGAGGCGGAAGAAACCCAGGAGAAGCAUCCGGGACAUCAUCGACCGGGUUGCUCGUGUCCUCGAUGCCUCGCUCGGCGUGAUUUUUCGAGAUGCUGGCAAUGCGGGGCUCAGCGAUCUCGCGAAGGCAAUCCUCUUGUGCCUGUGCCUUAUGGUCGAGGGGCUCCCAGAAGAGGGAUCCAUCCUCCAGGUGUUUUCCCUCCUCCUGUCAGCAUUCCGAUGCCUCCUCAGCAGAGCCAACCGGAGCGUAUUACAGGAGAGGAUCUUCGGACGUGGUUCCUGGCGUAUGAGCUCAACCUCGACGUUUAUAUUUGCGCGACACGUUAUCUUAUGGACGACUUUCGAAAGGCAGUAAUGCGGUCGUGUGUUGAUAUGCUCGAGACAGCAGGCUGGGAUGCUGCACAACCAAAGAUGAUGCAUCUUUGCAGGAAACUUUAUCACAACGUGCCAGAGGUUGAUGACUUGCUCAAGAUGGUCAUGGCACGCGUUGGGUUCCUUCAGCCGCUUCUCUGGAAGCGCGCGCCUGUAGAGACAAGUGAGUUCUUGGUGAGUAACCCAGAGCUCGCUGCUACCAUUCUACGAGAGACGGUCAUGAGGCAUUCACAGCCGAUGGCGGAUUUGCCAUCGAUGGAGCAUGUUCAUACUACGGCUUAUGAAGACGAGUGGCAGAACUUGGGUCGUGCACCUGCACGAACACGAGCCUAUCACUAGUCAAUGGUUAUAAUACUCGAUGCGGUUUGUGGUCGUUGUUCUUUGCUAUUUUGUCUACAGACUGGAGGCCGGUUCGGUACACUAUGAAUAUAGCCAC